AUGUUUCAAGCACCAAAAACACCAGUGAAGAGGUAAAAAUUUAGACAAACUAGAAAAAAAUUACAAUUGAUUUUUCAAGAAAAUUGGACGAUGAUUUCGAUUUUGAUAGUCCACGAGAAGAAGCAAGCAGUUCGAAUGGAAUUUCCGUGAGUUUUUAAAAUCGAAAUUGAAAACUCAAAAAAAAAGAUUAAGUGGGAAUACGAAGGCGUGGAUUUGGAUGCGAAAAUCGCCAAACUUCGCGAUCAACUGGUUCGGGAAAAUGUGAAGGAUUUGCCGAAAGCCGUGCCGGAUCCAAGAUCACCGCUUCGAACCGAAUAUCGAAAAAUGCAAAAUUCUAUAGCAAUUGCAACCGAGGCCGCCAAAUAUAUGAAGAAGAAAAUUGAUUGGAGUAAGUUUUUCAAAUUUUAAAUUGAACUAUGACGUGGAAAUUGGAAAAUCGUUUUCCAAAGGGUUUCCACGUCAUAACUAUGUUUAGCACAAAUAUUGUGACGUGGCAAAAUGCUGCCACUUUUGAAAAUUCCCACAGAUUGUUCUGUUUUUGCUCAUAAGUGUUCAAAUUUGCCACGACACCGCUGAAAAUACGAUUUUUCAAAAUGCCACGUCAUAACUCACUUCUAAUGUCAAUAUUUUUGCAGUGGAAUACGCAUUGGCCAUGUCAACCAACGACGAAACUCAAUUGGACGAAAAACGCCGGAAUCUAGCGGAACAUAUGAAAAAUUUGCGAAAAGAUCUCGAUAAAAUGAAGUUUGUCUUGUUAUUUCUUUUCGAAAUUGAAAUUGAAUUUAAAAUAAUAAUUUUUCAGCGCAAAUAUUUCAACAAACACUCAAAAAGCGGUGAAAACAGUCGUCGAAUUGUAUGAGGAUGAUUAUGAGAAUUGUGGUGAAAGUGAGGAGGAUAAUCGGGAGAGUUAUGAUAAAUUCACCAAGAUUUCCAAGUUAUGUGUGAGUUUUUCGAAGUUCCAAAGAAAUUGGGUGAAUUUUUGAACCAAAAGACUUCAUUUUUUCCAGAAAAUCGCUCUGGAUUCUUUCCAAACCGUGCUGAAACGAAUUGAAGAACUCGAAAAAGAGGUGGUAAAAUUGCGUCGAAACCUAAAAGCGAUUCAAAGUGUUUGCAAAUCCACCGAAACGCAUCCAAUCAAAUACAACAAAUGCAUUGCUCAUCUUACCGAAAAUCUCAAUUUAUCGCAACUUCAAUCAAUUCUCCAAUCAAUUAAAAAAUAA
Messenger RNA from Caenorhabditis angaria, 1220 nucleotides. NCBI's taxonomy places the organism in Eukaryota, Metazoa, Nematoda, Chromadorea, Rhabditida, Rhabditidae. The record is from the annotation of a GenBank genome assembly.